This is a messenger RNA of Paramecium sonneborni, 2243 nucleotides long. Lineage: Eukaryota; Ciliophora; Oligohymenophorea; Peniculida; Parameciidae. The record is from the annotation of a GenBank genome assembly.
AUGGGGAAUCUUUCAAAGAAAUCAGAGUUCGAAUAAGUUAUUCUGUAUGAAUAAUGCCUGUUUUUUGACAUUUAAUUAAAUAGAUGGUUGGAUAAGAUAUAUCAACCAUAAUUAUAUUAAGAGAAGGAAAUCGAAUAUAUUUAUGAUAGAAAUAUUAUUAGAUAGUAAAUUAUUAAUAAACUAUGAUAGAUUGCAAAAUUAUUCCACUUCGGAACAUGAAAUUUUUAAUAAUAAAGAAUAAGUAAAAUAACUUAAGUGGGAUGGAAAAUAUCGAAAUAAUUUUUAGAAGGUUGCUAAAUGGAGCAUUUAUUGGAAUGAAUAAAUUUUAUAAAAAGCUGGUGGAUAUUACUCAGAAGAUGGCUAAAAGAUUGGUUUAUGGAAGGAAUUAGUUAAGAAUUAUUGUAGGUAAAUGUUCAUAUUUAAAUAUCACUAGUUGGAUUCCUGUAUUUGAAGAAGGUGAAUACUUUGAAGGUAAAAAAAUAGGUUCUUGGAAAUAUAACUAUGAACAAAAAAAGUUAGAUAAUUUUGGUGGAUAAUAUAAUGAGCAAGGAUAAAAAAUUGGAAAAUGGGCAGAGUUGGAUGAAAGCUUUUGGUUGGGUAAUCAAGUCAUUCAUAUUGGUGAAUAUAAGUCUAAAGGUAUUAAAAUAGGUAGAUGGGAUAUUAGUUAUUGUCAUGGACAAAAAGAUGUUUUUAUAUAGAUGUAAAUAAUAUAUAAAUGAUAAAAAUAUUCUAGUGGUGGUGGAUCAUAUAAAGACGGAGAAGAUUUCAUCAAAAUUGGGAGAUGGGUAGAGUUAGAUGAAAGGUUUUGGUACCAGAAAUAAGUUAUCUAUAAUGGUGAAUAUAAUAUAAAAGGAAAGAAAGUUGGGAGAUGGGAUAGCAUGUAUUAAAGCUUUAAUUAAAAUGAAUACAAAUAAAUGUAAAUAUUAUAUAAUUUAAGGUGAAAAUAAUUAAUUAGUGGUGGUGGAUCAUAUGGCGACGGAGAAGGUUUAAUCAAAAUUGGGAGAUGGGUAGAAUUGGAUAAAAGAUUUUGGUAUGAGAAAUAAGUCAUCUACAACGGUGAAUAUAAUAUAAAAGGAAUGAAGGUUGGGAGAUGGGAUAUUGGUUAUUGUGAGAAGGGUAAGUAGGAAUAUAAAUAAAUGUAAAUAUAUAAUAAUUAUAUAUGUAUAAUGUUAGUGGUGGUGGAUCAUAUGAUGAGGAAUAAGGUUAAAUUUAGAUUGGAAGGUGGAUAGAGUUAGAUUAAGGAUUUGCUCACUUGAAAUAAGUCACUUAUAAUGGCGAAUAUAAUGUGAAAGGCAUUAAGAUAGGUAGAUGGGAUAUUAAUUAUUGUGAUCCAUAUGGAGAUAAAAAAUAUAGAUAAAUGUAGAUAUUAUUAAGAAUAGGUGAAAUAAUAUGUUAGUGGUGGGGGAACUUAUGAGGAGGGAGAAAGUUAAAUUAAGAUUGGAAAGUGGGUAGAGUUGCUGGAUGGGUUUUAUUAUUAUGCUUAAUUAAUAUAUAAGGGGGAAUAUAAUAUGAAAGGUAUGAAAAUAGGCAGAUGGGAUAUUAAUUAUAGGGUGUAAGAAAAGUAUGAAUAUAAAUAAAUGUAAGUAUUCUAUUAUUAUAGUAUAUUAGUGGAGGGGGAUCUUAUGUUGAGGGAGAAGGUUAGUUUAAGAUUGGAAGGUGGGUAGAGUUAGAUGAAGGUUUUACGAAUUGGAAAUAAGUCACUUAUAAUGGUUAAUAUAAGAUUUAAGGUAAGGUAGGAAGAUGGAAUACGGCAUAUAAAGGAUAAAAAAUGUAAAAAUUAUAAAGUUAUAGGCGUAAUAAUAUAUUAGUGGGGGUGGUUAAUAUGGUGAAAGUGAUGGCUAAAUAAAGAUUGGAAGGUGGGUAGAGUUAGAUGAAGGUUUUGCAAGUUUUAAAUAAGUCACUUAUAAUGGUGAAUAUAAUAUGAAAGGAAUGAAAAAAGGUAGAUGGGAUAUAUGGUUUAAUUGGGACGGGAAGAAUGAAUAAAUGUAAAUAUUUUAUUAGGGUAGAAUAAUAAUAUUUUAGUGGAGGUGGUUCAUAUUGUGAAAAGGAAGGUUCAAUUAAGAUUGGAAGAUGGGUAGAGUUAGAUUAAUUGUUUUCUGUGAAUAAAUAAGUCACAUAUGAAGGUGAAUAUAAUAUGAAAGGUAUAAAAAUUGGUAUAUGGGCGGAAAAAAAUAUUUAUACUAAUCAGAAACUGGGCGAAAAGAAAUAUGAUAUUUGAAAAGAAUAAAAGAAAAUGAUUCUGC